AUGACGUAUUGUAAGUUUGUCCCGUUUGUAGCAGCAGCGCUCGUUGUUGCCACCGUAGUGAAUAGCGAGCAUAAUGUACACUCCUAUGGACAGAAUGUCAUGAAGAAUGAGAUUGUCCUGUUGUCAUCUAGUAGCCUCGACGAGCGGGUCGAUGGCAGUAAAGACACUGUCAAGCUGGAAGACGCAAAAGAUGUAGAAGAGGACUCUAGCUGUAGCGGUAGCGACGAUGGAUACGAAGUAGGUACUGAGGUGGAAAACUCCAAGAUUAAUGAAGUCAAGAGUGACAAGGACGGUACGACCAAGGAGGAGUCAGAUUUGACUUCUAAAAAGGAAGAACAAGUAGAGCAGAAGCAAGCUGAUGACGUAGACAAGUCGUUGAAUGAUGUGGAGGACGACGGGUCGACGUCAAAAUCAUUGAACAACUCAGUGGAGCUUUUGGACAGCGAAAAAGAGGAGGAGGAGGAGGAAGCGGAGGAAGAGGAAGAUUUGGAAGAAAUUGAGAGGGAAGAAAUGGAACAUAAGCACAAGCAGUACGGCAAGGGGCGGAAUAGUGACGCUGUCAAUACAGUGGCUAGUACUACGGACGAUGCUUCCAAGCAUGUAAAGAAUAGCACGAAGGACGCGAACGGUGGCGCAAAGGACUUGAUGAAUGGCAGGAGCUCAACCCCUGCUUCUGAUUUGAAUGUUGAAAUGGUGGAUGUGGACGAUCUUGAUGGCGAUGAGAAAUCAGUCGGCUCGCACGACGGCGAGAAAGACGCCGGUGCUGAUGUGAAGGAGAACGAUGCCGCUGACAAGAAGAAAGAUGAUGCUGCUGACUCUGUGUCUAACGCUGUUGGCGAUGGGACCGACCAUGGAAAGAACGGAACGGAGGCCGCGGGCAAAGACGCUAAAUCUGCUACAAAAGACGACAGUGCCAAUAGUGUGAUCGAGGAUGAAGCUGACAAUGUAGGGGACUUUGCAAGCGAUUCGGACUCUAGCUCAUGUUCGGGUUCGUCGGAUGACGCAGUGACCGUAGAGCAGCAGCAGUUGGACGACGAGAGUGAGUCUUCUGCUAGUGAGUCUACUGAAAAAGAGGUCACCGACGAGAAGAAAGAUGAUGCUGCUGACACGAAGAAAGAUGAUGUCGCCGACGAGAAGAAAACUGAUACCGCCGAUAAGAAGAAAGACGCCGGUGCUGAUGUGAAGGAGAACGAUGCCGCUGACAAGAAGAAAGAUGAUGCUGCUGACUCUGUGUCUAACGCUGUUGGCGAUGGGACCGACCAUGGAAAGAACGGAACGGAGGCCGCGGGCAAAGACGCUAAAUCUGCUACAAAAGACGACAGUGCCAAUAGUGUGAUCGAGGAUGAAGCUGACAAUGUAGGGGACUUUGCAAGCGAUUCGGACUCUAGUUCAUGUUCGGGUUCGUCGGAUGACGCAGUGACCGUAGAGCAGCAGCAGUUGGACGACGAGAGUGAGUCUUCUGCUAGUGAGUCUACUGAAAAGGAGGUCACCGACGAGAAGAAAAAUGAUGCUGCUGACACAAAGAAAGAUGAUGUCGCCGACGAGAAGAAAACUGAUACCGCCGAUAAGAAGAAAGACGCCGGUGCUGAUGUGAAGGAGAACGAUGCCGCUGACAAGAAGAAAGAUGAUGCUGCUGACUCUGUGUCUAACGCUGUUGGCGAUGGGACCGACCAUGGAAAGAACGGAACGGAGGCCGCGGGCAAAGACGCUAAAUCUGCUACAAAAGACGACAGUGCCAAUAGUGUGAUCGAGGAUGAAGCUGACAAUGUAGGGGACUUUGCAAGCGAUUCGGACUCUAGUUCAUGUUCGGGUUCGUCGGAUGACGCAGUGACCGUAGAGCAGCAGCAGUUGAACGACGAGAGUGAGUCUCCUGCUAGUGAGUCUACUGAAAAAGAGGUCACCGACGGGAUGAAAAAUGAUGCUGCUGACACGAAGAAAGAUGAUGUCGCCGACGAGAAGAAAACUGAUACCGCCGAUAAGAAGAAAGACGCCGGUGCUGAUGUGAAGGAGAACGAUGCCGCUGACAAGAAGAAAGAUGAUGCUGCUGACUCUGUGUCUAACGCUGUUGGCGAUGGGACCGACCAUGGAAAGAACGGAACGGAGGCCGCGGGCAAAGACGCUAAAUCUGCUACAAAAGACGACAGUGCCAAUAGUGUGAUCGAGGAUGAAGCUGACAAUGUAGGGGACUUUGCAAGCGAUUCAGACUCUAGUUCAUGUUCGAAUUCGUCGGAUGACGCAGUGACCGUAGAGCAGCAGCAGUUGAACGAUAAGAGCGUUGCUCUUUCUAGUGAGACCGUCGACGCGGGAGGUGCUGAGAAGUCUAAUCAUUUCAUCGAUAUCGGUGCAGGAGUCGGAGCAUGUGUUGGUCUCAUUGCUGUGGCGUUCGCGUUUGUUAUCCGAAAUGGUCGUAAGCGUGGUACUGACAUUGCAGCGAAUGUGGACGAAGCUUCUGUGGUUAUGGCUACUGAAACGAGUGCUGGCGAGAGUGAGUCAGAUGACACUCUUGAGACUGGCGGCGAUGACGGGACUGAUACAAAUGAUGACGCCGGCGAUACGAACGAUGAGGAGGAGGAAGGUAUGUUUGAGGGAGCUGCAUAA
Peronospora belbahrii is the source of this 2598-nucleotide messenger RNA. Lineage: Eukaryota; Oomycota; Peronosporomycetes; Peronosporales; Peronosporaceae. The record is from the annotation of a GenBank genome assembly.